This is a messenger RNA of Triticum turgidum subsp. durum (durum wheat), 1215 nucleotides long. The record is from the annotation of a GenBank genome assembly. Lineage: Eukaryota; Viridiplantae; Streptophyta; Magnoliopsida; Poales; Poaceae.
AUGGUUGGGUACCAGUUUUGUCGUUGUGAAGGUAGUAGCCAUUGUGGAGGGGGCGGAGAAGGUGACGGGGGGAACAUGUCGGGGAAGCAUGUCGAUAUACUAGGAACAUGGUUGGAUGCCAGUUUUGUCGUUGUGAAGGUAGUAGCCGUUGUGGAGGGGGCGGAGAAGGUGACGGGGGAAGCAUGUCGUUAUAUGCUAGGAACAUGGUUCGGUGCCACUUUUGUCGUUGUGGAGGCGGAGGACAAGGUGACAGGGAAGCAUGCCGAUAUACUAGGAACAUGGUUGGGUGCCAAUUUUGCCGCUGUGAAGUUGUUAUUAUUGAUGAUUUUGACACUUCCGGAUAUAUGUACACUAUUUGCAUCGUUAAUAUUUUCCUACUUGAAGGUGCUGGACUGGGGGCAGGAAGGUCAGGAGAGCUCAUCGAAGCACCGGGAGGCCUUUGAGAAGGAGGUGGCCGUGUGGCAGAAGCUCGAUCACCCCAAUGUCACAAAGUUCGUGGGGGCGUCGAUGGGGACGUCCCAGCUGAAGAUCCCGGCGGGGAAGAAGGGCGGCAGCAGCCACGGGCCAGGCCAGCGCUGUGUGGUGGUGGUGGAGUACCAGCACGGCGGCACCCUGAAGACGCUGCUGUUCCAGCACAGGGACAAGAAGCUGCCGUACAAGAAGGUGGUCCAGCUGGCGCUGGACAUGGCGAGAGGGCUGAGCUACCUGCACUCUCAGAAGAUCGUGCACCGGGACGUGAAGGCAGAGAACAUGCUGCUGGACAGGAAGAAGUCGGUGAAGAUCGCCGACUUUGGGGUGGCCCGUGUGGAGGCGCAGGACGACGACAACAUGACGGGGCAGACGGGCACGCUGGGGUACAUGGCCCCCGAGGUGCUGGAGGGGCGGCCGUACGACCACAAGUGCGACGUGUACAGCUUUGGCGUCCUGCUGUGGGAGACGUACUGCUGCGCCUUGGCCUACCCGAACUACAGCAUCGCGGACAUCUCGUACCAUGUGGUGAAGCUGGGCAUCCGGCCCGACAUCCCGCGGUGCUGCCCCAAGCCGCUGUCGGAGAUCAUGACGCGUUGCUGGGAUGGCAACCCGGACCACCGGCCGGAGAUGGCCGAGGUGGUGGCGAUGCUGGAGAGGAUCGACACCACCAAGGGCAAGAGCAUGACGCCCGCCGUCCCCGACCACACCUCGCAGGGCUGCAGCUGCUUCGGCUUCUCCAAGUAG